AUGCCCGGCAUGGCCAUGGGCGGUGCCCUACAGGGGGCACUGCCAGCAGGCCGGCGAAUCACGGAUGCAGCAUGUGGAGAGCUGAUGAAAGGCUACGCCGUCCUGCCCGGCGCCGCCGGUGUACAGUUGUCGGCAGGAGUGCCUGCCUUGCCACCGGGCUGGGAGCAGGCGGUAGACCCGGCAAGUGGCAAGGUGUACUACGCCAACAGAUCGACGGGCGAGACGAGCUGGAUACCUCCUGCCGCCGCUCCGACCCAGUUGCCCCCAAUGCUGCUGGCACAGACUGCGCCGGCAGCGGCUUUGGCCGCAGCGCCAGCGCAGACAAGCAUACCUCAGACUGCACCCGCCACCGCCGCCACCGCUCCCGCAACGGAAGCGGCGACUGCACCAGCUUCCGAGCCGGCGACUGCACCAGCAGAAGCUCCUGCGGAGGCGCAGGCAGAUGGUGCGACCGCGGCUCCUGCAGAAGCAGGAGCCCAAGCUCAACCAGCAGAGGCACAGCCCGCGCUUCCUGCUGGAUGGGAGCAGGGCGUGGAUGCGACGAGUGGCAAGACGUACUACUACAAUCGGGCGACCAACCAAUCGAGCUGGACGAUUCCCACAGCUUAG
Molecule: messenger RNA, 609 nt
Organism: Symbiodinium sp. CCMP2592
Lineage: Eukaryota; Dinophyceae; Suessiales; Symbiodiniaceae
Source: the annotation of a GenBank genome assembly